GGGUAUGGUAUGUAUGUGUGUGCCGACACAUAAAUGAGAAACAACUUAGGCAAGUUCCAAGCAAUGGAGCAAGAGGUAGGUAGACAUAUAUAUAUGUAUAUGCAAAUUCCGAGAAAUGCAAGAAGAAAACAAGAUGUAAACCAGAAUUUUUAUAUGGACCUGGCAUAAAAUAUCAACUUUCCCCAUCAUGCCAACGUGCUGUAUGUUGAAGGGAAUGAAGAAAAGAGAUAUAACAUACUCCAACGAGUAUGCUCCUUUGGUUCCCCCAAUCCACAUGAAACGAUGAAACUUACUGCAAAUUUUAUCCUCAUCGCCAUAUCUUUUCUCUACUGUUUCCCAGCCGUUGCCGAAAGUGCGAACCUCAAAACUUUCAGUGCAGAAUACGGCCAUUUCAAUCCAUCACACUACGAAAUCUUUGAGGUUAUAAGUCCUGCACUCAUCAACAACGGUGCCCUUCAGUUGACCCCAGAUUAUUCUGCUGUUGAAGAAGACAUGAUGAUGACUUACAAUUCAGCAAGAAUCCUCCUAAAACAGCCUUUCAAGCUGUGGGACGACCAUGCGAGCCAACCCAAGGUAGCAUCUUUCAAUACUUCCUUUCUGUUCAAUGUUUACAGGAUCAGAAAUGAUAACACCACAGGUGAAGGCUUGGCUUUCUUGAUUGCCCCUGACCUCCUCCUGCCCCCCAACAGCUUCGGCCAGUUUCUCGGCCUGACGAAUUCAAUGACGGACAACAGUCACAGAAACAAGUUAAUAGCAGUGGAAUUUGACACGUUCAAGCAGUACUUUGAUCCCGACAACAACCAUGUGGGAAUUGAUGUGAACAGUGUCAGGUCCAUCAAGACUGAGUCUUUGACACCCCACAACAUUACUAUUGCCCCAAUAGGAGCCAGGUUCUACAAUGUUUGGGUGGAUUAUGAUGGCCUUAAUAAGGUCCUUGAUGUGUAUAUGGCAGAACAGGCCGAGCUUAAUGGUGCCAUCCCACCCAAGCCUAGCUCCCCCAUAUUAUCAGCAGAUCUGAACCUGAGAGAUUAUGUAAAUCAGUAUUCUUACUUUGGGUUCUCAGCAUCUACAGGGAAUGACUCCCAAUUGAAUAGUGUAAUAAGGUGGAAUUUGACUGUCCACUACUUUCCUGAUCCUGAUAAAUCGCCUGAUAAAUGGCCUGAUAAACGGCAGAAGAUAAUGCUGGGGGCUGGGGUGACGGUGCUGAUGCUGGUGCUAGUGGGUGCAGCCGGGUUUGGAUAUUGUUUCCUCAAGCAGAAAGAGGCAUCCUCGAAAAGCAACUUGUUGGGAAGACUGAAAUGUCUGCCUGGAACGCCGAGAGAGUUCAAAUACAGUGACCUGAAAAGGGCGACCAACAAUUUUCAUGAGAAGAACAAGCUUGGACAGGGAGGUUUUGGAGUGGUGUACAGAGGGUUGUUGGCUAAGGAGAAUACAGAAAUUGCAGUAAAAUGGUUUUCCAGGGAAAGUAUUAAAGGGCAGUAUGAUUUCUUGGCUGAGCUUACCAUUAUCAACCGUCUCCGGCACAAGCAUCUUGUCAAAUUACUAGGAUGGUGCCACAAGAACCGGAAGCUCCUGCUCAUCUACGAGUACAUGCCUAACGGCAGCCUAGACCAGCACCUUUUUAUUGGGCCAAACAGAGAACCCUUGGAAUGGGAUCUCCGCCACAAAAUCAUUUCAGGGGUGGCUUCAGCUCUGCACUAUCUUCACAAUGAUUACGACCAUAGGGUGGUACACCGAGACCUUAAAGCCAGCAACAUUAUGCUUGAUUCUGAAUUCAAUGCUCGUCUAGGAGAUUUUGGCCUUGCAAGGGCGCUGGAAAAUGGGAAGACCUCGUAUGAAGAGGCUGAGGGAGUGCUAGGCACAAUGGGAUACAUUGCCCCGGAAUGUUUCCUUACGGGAAAAGCCACACAACAUUCUGAUGUAUAUGCAUUCGGGGCUGUGUUGCUGGAAAUUGUUUGUGGACAACGACCUGGGACAAAGAUUGCUGGCUUCCAAUUCUUGGUGGAUUGGGUUUGGCUGUUGCAUAGGGAUGACAAAUUACUUGAAGCUGUGGAUCCAAGGUUGAGCGACAAUUAUACAGCUGAAGAAGCUGAGAGACUGCUUCUGCUGGGGUUAGCAUGUUCACAUCCUAUAGCCAGUGAGAGGCCUAAAACACAGGCCAUCCUUCAGAUCAUAUCAGGAACGAUGCCAGUGCCUACAGUUCCGCCCUUCAAGCCAGCUUUUGUAUGGCCUGCAGACGGACCAAUGGAUAUGGAUUCAAUCGGAACAAUGUCAAUUACAAGUUCAAGUUUUGUUUCAGGAUCAAAUCCACUGGAAUUUCGUACAGAGGGUGCAAUGUCGGACACAUCUGCUCUUUUGGUAUAGCAGCUUUAUCGAAAAAAUCUCUCAGCAGUUUAUAUUCUUUAUUCUCCUCUUUUCCUCCUCCUUUGACCGCAUAGCCUUCUUCUCUAACAAAUCUUGUUUCUAUCCCAUUUUCACUUAUGUAGGAGAUUAUCCGACACUGACUUACUUUUUCACUUGUUUGGAGGACAAAAUUAUAUUCAUAAAUUCAUUAUUAUGAAGGAAAGAAUCAUAUCUCAAAUUAUUAUUGGAAACUAAACUAACACAAUCUUAAUUUCUUACGUGGUACCUCGUAGGAAGAGAGAUGGACCUUAUAUACAAGACUAGAUAAUUCCAGAAAUCACUAAAUUUAGCUGCUCGACUCUUUACUGAUACUAGUCAUUAUUCCUGCAAUAUCUACAUAGAAAAACAAACAAAUUAGACCAUUGAACAUAGUAACGAAUUCAGGACUAAAAAGCAACAUAAAACCUCGCUCCUCCCAAUCAAUACGCGCACGCAGACCACAUAUCAAACAUGUCAUGGACACUCCCGGCUAGAGAAGUAAGAGCCAAAGACAACGCGGAACUCAGCAGCUACUACAAGCCCACAAGACUAUAACACUCGGCAAACAAAACAGAAUUUAUAACAGAAUGACCAAUCUGAGAUUUUGAGUGUUGCAUGCCACACUUUGGCUGAAUGUGGUUUACAGACACGCACAUUGGUUGACACAUGCAAACGUACACACUCUCAUUCACAUUCCAGUUCAAGAAUCCUUCAGCCGACCCCCCAAAUCCCUAGAAAUAACAAGACGUCAUAUCAAUCUUCCAACCCAAACCAAAUCACCCGCAAUGUGAUAAAAAACAGAUCUUCAAUCAUCUCAGCUCAAGAAGUAGUACAGAACUAAUUAACCACCAAGAGCUAAACUUGCUACCUU
Molecule: messenger RNA, 3253 nt
Organism: Sesamum indicum (sesame)
Lineage: Eukaryota; Viridiplantae; Streptophyta; Magnoliopsida; Lamiales; Pedaliaceae
Product: putative L-type lectin-domain containing receptor kinase S.5
Biological process (GO): protein phosphorylation
Molecular function (GO): protein kinase activity; carbohydrate binding; ATP binding
Source: RefSeq, a predicted model, not a curated record